AUGGCGCCUGACGUUAGCUUACAGCCGGUGGAUUACAUCGUGACCCUCGUCAUGCUCCUCAUUCCCCUGGGCAUUGGAAUUCUCUUCGCGGUGCGAGACGCCCACAGGGCAACACGAGACGAGUACUUACUUGGAGGCCGGAGGAUGUCAAUCAUUCCCGUUGCUUUAUCUUUAUUUGCCACCUUUGCCGUGAGUGUCAUUCAUUAAUGGGCCAAAAGACUCUCUUCAAAUUCCUCGAACGGAUAUUUAUGCAUCAAUCGCAAUAGUGUUUUUUUCUUCUUUCAGUUGCUCUUUUACUGAAGUAUGCUGUUUGGUCUUAAAAUAACUGCUUUUAAAAUAAAAAAAAAAGUCAAACAAAAAGCUAAAGCAUGAUCUGACAGGGAAUGUGUGCAUUACAAAUCAAUCUCGAUACACUUCUCAUUUCAAUUACCCCCCCCCCCCCCCCAAUUUCUGGUCCAAAAUGUUUCAAAUAUAAAUUGCAUGUUAUUUUAAUUAUUUUCCAUCUUUGAUUCACACAGUCUGCCAUCGCCUUGAUAGGAACUCCAUCUGAGGUGUACUACAGCGGGCCCAUGCAGCCCACACUGCUCAUUGGCUUUGCUCUGUCGUACAUUGUUGGCUGUUUCACGGCGAUCCCUCUCUUGUACCCACUGCGCUUGACCAGUGUGUACGAGUACCUGCAACUGAGGUUCGAUUCAUCGCUUCUCCGCAUGUCUGUCGUGGUCAUCGGUAUGUUGCAGACCAUCCUAUAUAUGGCCAUUGCACUCUUAACCCCAGCGUUAAGUCUGCAGGUUUGUAUUGUGUACCCUGUACACAGUUAAUCGACUCGGUAGUAGAAGAGGGGCUACUGAGUUUUUUCCCUCCGACAAAUUAUGUAAAAAUAUUUCUUUAAAAUUUUUGUUUUGUUAUGAGAUGAAAUCUUAAGCCAUGAUACACGAUUCAGUUGUAAAAAAAAAUUAAGAAAUAUGUAUUAAAACCAAUAGUAGUACAUUUAUGUUGAAAUCCAAUAUAAUGAGGUUGAAAUUAUGGAUGUUAACCAAAAACUGGUUUUGGAAUUAUUUUUAUCAUGAUAAUUAAAAUUGUUAUUUUCAAAAUCAAGAUUAAAAAAAACAUAUAAAUCAUUAUUUAAAAAAUAAAAUACUUUUUAAAAACGCUAUAGAAAGCUCGGCGUGACUAUGUUUGUUUGUAGAUAAGUCCAUUGAUUAAAAAACAAAAAACAAAUAGAUAACAACCAAAUUUGACAUGGUCAUUCCUCCAGACAUAUAUAUAUAUAUGGCUCAUAGAAAGUUUGGUCAGAAGCCCCCUUUUCCCAAGAGCUGUAAAUAAAAGCAUCCUAAAAUAUAAAGGGCAACGAUUUAAAAAAAAAACAAAAAAAAAAAACAAAAAAAAUCUCUUAUAUAUUUUGCUUCUGGUUCGUCCACAUCUUCUACUCAACCAGCCCCUCCCCAACUCGGCAUGUUUUAUAUCAAUAGUACUAAGUGGGGGGGNGGGGGGGGGGGGGGGGGGGGGGGGUUGUCACGCAGCGAGCUUUCGUGCGUGAUGUCUGAACUUCGUUGAGAUUGAUUUAUUUAUCUCUAGUGCGAGGCGACUAUUAUUUUAAUCGCAAACGGUCACGGGCAUGGUGUAUAACAUACUUGUAGGACUGUUUUUUAAAUGCCGGCAGGUAGGGUGUAGGACAGUCUGUAGGCCUAUUGUUUACAGGCCGACAGGUAGGGUGUAGGACUGUCUGUAGGCCUAUUGUUUACAGGCCGGCAGGUAGGGUGUAGGACUGUCUGUAGGCCUAUUGUUUACAGACAGGCAGGUAGGGUGUAGGACUGUCUGUAGGCCUAUUCUUUACAGGCCAGCAGGUAGGGUGUAGGACUGUCUGUAGGCCUAUUGUUUACAGGCCGGCAGGUAGGGUGUAGGACUGUCUGUAGGCCUAUUGUUUACAGGCCAUCAGGUAGGGUGUAGGACUGUCCGUAGGCCUAUUGUUUACAGGCCGGCAGGUAGGGUGUAGGACAGUCUGUAGGCCUAUUGUUUACAGGCCGGCAGGUAGGGUGUAGGACUGUCUGUAGGCCUAUUGUUUACAGGCCGGCGGGUAGGGUGCAGGACUGUCUGUAGGCCUAUUUUUAAAAGGCCAGUAUAUGGGGUGUAGGAAUGCCUAUAAGACUAUCGUUUAAAGGCUGGCAGGUAGAGUGUAGGACUUUCGGUAGGCAUAUUGUUUAAAGGACAGCAUACUACUAUGCAAAAUGAGAAGUUAACUUUAUUGUAACACUUGGACCCAUCGGGUAUUUUCUCAAAACCAUACUCUCUGGGGGAAAAUCAAGAGCCACAACCGAUAGGCUCUAUCAUCAACCAACCACUUCAGUAUCUUGCAUAUGCUGAUGACAUAGCAAUGUUAGGGGAAAGUAAUUAAAAGAUACAUCAAACACUGUUAUUGAAUUAGAAGACACAUCGCUACAAGCAGGACUGGACGUUAACAACCAAAAAAAAAAAACAAACAAAAUACAUGACUAUGUUAAGUGAAAAACAGACAGAUGAAACUAUUAAAAUUAGAAACCAGACUUUGAAAAAGUAAAUCAAUUCAAAUACCUUUGAAAGUUAUUAAAUGAAAGAAAUGCAUUAUUAACAGAAAUAAAAGAAAGAAUAUCUACAGGGGAUACUUCGGUAAUUAGAGAAUACUCAAAAGUAAAAAUAUUACAAGAAAAACUAAUAAAACAAUAUAUUGAACUGUAUUCAGACCAGUUAUAAGAUACACAAGUAAAUCUUGGACCCUAACAGAAACGUUUGAAAACCUAUUCAACACAUGGGAGAGAAACGUUCUAAGGAAAAUAUUCGGACCAAAAAAGGGUGAAUAUGGAUGGAGAAUACGAACAAGGAAUUGUAUAGAGAAGUGGUUGGCAAAUGGCGGCACAGGAGCCGCAUGCGGCUCUUUAGCGACCUGAGUGCGGCUCGGCCAGUGGGCCACAAAUAGAUUUAGACUCCGAAAAGAUGGUACUUGACAGGUUCUUGAAAACAAAUUUGACUCUCAAGUUUUUAAAAAAAAUUGUCCUUCUACUGAUUUUUGGCUCUUUUGACAACCGAGUUUGCCGACCACUGGUAUUGACCAUAUCAGGACCUCGCGCUAUUAGCAGAAAUAAAAAAAGGGCCAGGCUACGCUGGGCUGGACACAGAUGAAGAGUGCCUCAUAACAGAUAGUAAAGAGGGUGCACCACAAAAGCCCCAGAGGAAAACGGGUCAAAGGCAGACUUAGGCUUAGACGGGUGCAUGAUGUGGAUGGGGAUCUACAUCAGCUGGGAAUACAAGCAUGGAAAAGAAAAGCAUCAGUUAGGUCUGCGUUAAAGGAAGUGAAGAUGCAGGCCAAAGCCCUACAUGGGCUGUAGCGCCACUGGGAUGGGGAUUUAUUCUAUGUCCUUUACACACACACAAAAAAAAAAAAAAAAUAGUACAGAAUGAACACAGGGGCGUGCGUAAAGGGAGCUUUGGGGUAGGAGCUUACAGUAAUGGGUGUUUAAAAAAAAAAUUAAUUUGUAUUAUCAACUUUAUAUAAUAGGGCUGUAGCGCCACUGGGAUGGGGAUUUAUUCUAUGUACUUUACACACACACAAAAAAAAAAAAAAAAUAGUACAGAAUGAACACAGGGGCGUGCGUAAAGGGUGCUUUGGGGUAGGAGCUUACAGUAAUGGGUGUUUAAAAAAAAAAAUUAAUUUGUAUUAUCAACUUUAUAUAAUUGGAUGUGUGUGUGUGUGUGUGUGGACGGGAGAAUCGUAAGUGAGUCAUUUAGCCACAAAUCAGCAUUUAGUAAUGCCUCAAAGGCAGAAUAAUAAUUUCUCUCCAUAGUAGAUUUCACGUGUUUAAUUACUUUUUUUUUUUACACGUUAUACAUUCAGUAUGAGCUCCUUCAAUUCCAAGAUGUCACUUUUAUGGUUUUUUUUAAACAUAUGUUUCAAUAAAUCUCUAUGAUUUUCCUCAAAUUUUUCGAAAUCAGAUUAAAUUUUCCAAAUGAUAAUGUACUUUCCUUUUAACACCCAACGUAAUAUAGGCUCACAUGAAGACUUAGGUUACAAUGAAAGCUUCUAUGAAAAUUGUUGCAUCAAGACAAAACUUGGUAAAAAUAAAUGUCAUUAUCCCUUUUAAAAUAUCAGUAGUUUUCAAAAAUAGUAAUAUUCACUUGUUUUGUGAAAAGGGUCUCCUUCGUGAUCCUAUGUUAAUGAAAUAAUUUGUUAAAAUAAAGUUUGUUCGGCAUCCAACCAAAAAAUAUGAAAGAUUAAAUUCUUUUUAUUCUUACAUGAGCUAUAUAAAUAGCAUUACACUUAAUGGAUAGAUCUAGAGUCAAGACGAAACUUGGCACCCUUGAAAAUCUAUAUUGAAAACCGGAGGGUUUUAUUAGUUUUAAAAUCAUAGCAAUACUAAUUUCACUUUCCUUUCAUACGCUGUACCUCUUAAUUUUUUUUCAACCGAUUUCAAUGGAGCAAUUUUUAACUUUACUAAUUAUCUGAUCAAUCAUUCAAGUUCCAUUUCUAAGUGAUAACGGAACCUUCACAUUAUAGAACGGGUCCACAUCGGGGUCCUCAUUAUAACUUAAAUUGAAAACUCUAAUGCUACGCCACUUUGUUUUUUUAUUUUUUUUAGUCUCGAGAUAAUAGCUACAUAAAAAGAUUUCUUUUUUUUUUUUUACAAACCAUUUGAAGGUUUAAAAUAUAUAUAGAGAAUUUUCGAGGAAGUUCUAGAGUGUUCCACGUAGGUAUAAAGAUUAAGAAAUGUUAGUUUCGUUUUAUAUUUAUAGAUGUCUAUACUUCCCUGAGAGUUUCCCCGGCAUCGGUUUCCAUAUCUUUUUUAAGAUUCGUGAAGCCUCUUAUUCUAGAACGUUGGAUCUUUUUAAGAUAAGGUUUUAAAGAUUACAUAAACGUGCUUCUCAUGUUUCUUAUGUUUCUGCGAGUGUCUAUGAUUGUCCCCCCAUUGCUAUUACAACAUACUUACAAAUAUUUUUUUACUUUUCUUUAAAAGUUCCAAAGGGGUAGGAGGUUCUACGUUGUAGUUUCCUUCUAAUGUCCAAAGCUUUUAUACGAAGACUUAGGUUUCAUUGAAAGCUUCUAUGUCAACCGUUGCAUCCGGGCCAAACUUUGGCAACAUGCGUUUCACAAUCCCAUUUAAAACAUUGGUGGGCUUCAAACUAAUACCAUCCACAUCUUUUUGUGCAGGGGCUGCCCAGUUUUAUUUUAAAUAAAACGAUUUAGACUUUGCAUUUGCUGCCGAUUUUGAUGGAACGAUGCUAAGAAAUAACGCUGGUUCCUUAUCCAACCUAAAAUACUCAAUAUUUUGUUGUUCAAAAUAUAAUAUGUUGUUCAAUAUAAAAGAUUAAGUUCUUUUAGCAGGGGGGGGGGGGGGGGACGACGACGACACACGUCUAGUAAAUGUUUAAAAGGUAACAUUGCAAAUUCCUUCCCAUUUUAAUGGGAUUACAUACGUUUAAAAUGAAUAUUGAUAUGAAUGAGUGUUAUAGGUCCCCUUUAUUUGGUGUAACUAAAAUUUCCCCUUUUUUUAAAAGAGGAACCAUUUUCAUCUUAAUGGAUAAACGGCCAUAAGCUUUGGCGUUGGUAAAUAUCUUUUUUUAUAACGGCAUCUUUUAAAAGUUAGAUUUGGUCUUUUAAUCCAGCUUGGAUACUAACUGAACAAGGGCAGGGGGGAGGGGCCGACAUUCAAGGGAUAAUCACCAGUUUGGGAUUUAGCCCCAAACAGCAUUUAGUCAAAAUAUGGGUUGGUGAAUUUAAUAAGGAUAGCGAUGUCUCACAUGCAUCCUUUGUUACACACGGAACAAAGACAUCAUUUGUUACACACGGAACAAAGACAUCAUUUACUACACACGGAACAAAGGCAUCAUUUGUUACACACGGAACAAAGGCAUCAUUUGUUACACACGGAACAAAGGCAUCAUUUACUACACAAGGAACAAAGUCAUCAUUUGUUACACACGGAACAAAGGCAUCAUUUGUUACACACGGAACAAAGGCAUCAUUUGUUACAUAUGGAACAAAGGCAUCAUUUACUACACAAGGAACAAAGGCAUCAUUUGUUACACACGGAACAAAGGCAUCAUUUGUACAUACGGAACAAAGGCAUCAUUUACUACACAAGGAACAAAGGCAUCAUUUGUUACACACGGAACAAAUGCAUCAUUUGUUACACACGGAACAAAGGCAUCAAUUGUUACACACGGAACAAAGGAAUCAUUUGUUACACAAGGAACAAAGGCAUCAUUUGUUACACACGGAACAAAGUCAUCAUUUGUUACACACGGAACAAAGGCAUCAUUUACUACACAAGGAACAAAGGCAUCAUUUGUUACACACGGAACAAAUGCAUCAUUUGUUACACACGGAACAAAUGCAUCAUUUUUUACACAAGGAACAAAGGCAUCAUUUGUUACACACGGAACAAAGGCAUCAUUUGUUGCACACGGAACAAAGGCAUCAUUUGUUACACACGGAACAAAGGCAUCAUUUGUUACACAAGGAACAAAGGCAUCAUUUGUUACACACGGAACAAAGGCAUUACUUGUUACACACGGAACAAAGGCAUCACUUGUUACACACGGAACAAAGGCAUCAUUUACUACACACGGAACAAAGGCAUCAUUUGUUGCACACGGAACAAAGGCAUCAUUUGUUACACACGGAACAAAGGCAUCAUUUGUUACACACGGAACAAAGGCAUCAUUUGUUACACACGGAACAAAGGCAUCAUUUGUUACACACGGAACAAAGGCAUCAUUUGUUACACACGGAACAAAGGCAUCAUUUGUUACACACGGAACAAAGGCAUCAUUUGUUACACACGGAACAAAGGCAUCAUUUGUUACACACGGAACAAAGGCAUCAUUUGUUACACACGGAACAAAGGCAUCAUUUGUUACACACGGAACAAAGGCAUCAUUUGUUACACACGGAACAAAGGCAUCAUUUGUUACACACGGAACAAAGGCAUCAUUUGUUACACACGGAACAAAGGCAUCAUUUGUUACCCACGGAACAAAGGCAUUAUUUCCGGCCUUUUUAGAUUGCACUUUUGAAAAUAAAUUAUUUACAUGAUGUACAUUUAUUUUCAGCUUCUUAAAUACCAGUCAAAAUAAGUUUGCCUCAAUUUCAUUACUGAUAUCCGAUAAUCACCCGUUGGUCUUACAGGGCCAAACCUGGGCUCUGAAGAAAUGCGUCGAUAGAAAAAUAGUCACCUGUGAGAUAAAAGAUUUAAGGCGAGCUGCUGGCAAAACAGAAGGAGCCACAUUCGGAACCAGGGAAUAGGCCAAAUGGUCGGCACCAUCCCAAACAGCCAUAAUAUGGCUAAAAAACACAUUCAUUGGUUUUGGGGUCUGGUCAAAAUGCCUGUCAACCAACCUGCAGUGCAAGCGUACGAUGGCAGGCUCUCCAAGAUUAUUAACUGAAAUGGAAAUGGUCCCCCCAAGUUCAACGUUCACAAGACUUAUUAUAGAUCUGGCCUUUUAUAGGAGACAAUUUAUAUUUUGAUAGUUGCUUUAGCGGAAGUUUUAUGACAAAGUGAUCGCUUAUAAUGAGAUUUUUUUUUCAGAAUACAAACUCGAGCAAAGCCGGGUAUGUCUGGCUAGUAAUGCAAAAACAUUGGUAGGCAUUCUGUAAUGACACAAGCUGACAAAUAUUUAAAAAACCGGUUGUGAUUGCAUACUAUAUUUUUUUAUGGGUGCAAACGGAGGCCGCCUUGUUUUUGCAAGUGUUCGUUGUGCGACAGAUGUUAGUCAGUUGGCAGAUCGCAGUCUCUCGUAAUCCCCCCACCCCAACCUUAAUGAAAGGAAAGCAACAAUGAAAAGACAAAACGUUUGGGGAAAAAUAAUCUAUUUUAAGGUGUGUGAAAUGGACCGAAAAUGCCGCCCCACCCAAAGGAAAUGAAAAGCCUUCGGGGAGCGAAAACUCCUCAGUUCCUCUCGCUACGACCGUGGGCGGUCUUAGAAAAUAUCGGGUUGAUGUAACGCGGCUAUAACGUAAGUCUUAGAAUGCAUUGCAAAUUGAGGUUAUUGUCCCGGGUGGGGGGAAGAGGGGUGUUUGAACUCCCCCAAGACCCCCCCCCCCACACACACACAUACACAACAUUGGCCAAAAAAAAAUAUUAAAGUAACAGGAAAGCCGUUCCAUGCUUCCCGUAUAACUAAUCCUAUAACGUAAGCCUUAGAAUGCAUUGCAAAUUGAGGUUAUUGCCCCGGGUGGGGGGAAGAGGGGUGUUUGAACCCCCCCAAGACCCCCCCCCCCACACACACACAUACACAACAUUGGCCAAAAAAAAAUAUUAAAGUAACAGGAAAGCCGUUCCAUGCUUCCCGUAUAACUAAUCCUGAUAGUAAAAACUGAAAACCGGUUUGCAAGGGAAAAAAAAAUGGUUUAAACAUCCUUAGUUAAAAUUUAACGAAUAGGAGGGGGGGGGGAAGUAUACUUACAUGUAUGUAUUAUAUUUAUUGUAUAGUGCUCUUUUAUUGUUUUCGUCACUAACAUUGAUAUCUUUUUAAAAAAAAAUAUGUAUUAAAUCCUUACAUUAAAAAGACAGGAGUAUAGCAGACUUUGAACGACCAAAGCAGUGAAUCGUUUCAAAUGUGUCGCCCAUAGCUCAGGAAAGAUGCACAAGUGUGCUAUAGAUAGAUCAUGCCAUUGUCAAAAUGUGAAUUUAAGCACGUCUUCUCCUCCAGGCCGCUGCCGGCAUCCCACUGUGGGUCUCCGUGUUGAUCAUUGGAACUGUCGGCACAGUGUACACUGCGAUUGGCGGGAUCAAGAGUGUCGUCUGGACCGACGUGUUCCAGACCCUUGUCAUGUUCGCUGGAAUCUUUGUCAUGAUUACCAAAGGUCGGCUCGUCUGUUCAAGUUAACCUUAAUGAAUGUUGGUUACAACGAACUCCUUCUAUCCAAUCCUGUUACAGAAAUCCUUGUAUCAAAGUCUGUUACAGAAUACCUUCUAUCGAAGCCUGUUAUAGAACUCCUUCUAUCAAAGCCUGUUACAGAACACCUUCUAUCAAAGCCUGUUACAGAACACCUUCUAUCCAAGCCUGUUACAGAACGACUUCUGUCGAUGCAUGUUGCUGUUAUGGAUAACGUGUUCAUCUUGACCUAUUAAAUGUUACCAACGUCAUGAUAAACUGCUUAAAAUUCUAAGUAACAUCUAUACGGGUCUCGUACAAUUUAUAAGUAAUCAAUUAAACUAACAUAAUAAUACGAGAAAGAUGGCAGCCGUGAAGUUUAAAGAGUAUUGUCUACAAUUACAAUUCAACUAAUUCAACUAUCAUUUAUUAUUUUCUUUAAUACAAGAGAAAUAUUUUUGUUUUAUUUAAUUAAUGUAUCUUAAUUAAUCUUGAUUAUGUUAGUUAUAUUGUAUUUACAGCGUGGUGAGACCAGCCCUAGGCUGGGGUACCACGCUAUUUUAAACCACUUUUAGUAAUAAUACUAUCAACAAAAACAAACAAUCACGACACAAAAUAUCUUAAUAAGUUAAGCUCCUCAUAACAAAGUAACGCAGUGGUUCUCGACCUGUGAGUUGCGGUGACGCUCCCCUAACCCCCACCCCUUCACAGAAAACCCACAUGACCCAAUUUGGGGUCGCAACCCAUGACUUUAUCCAGGGCAAGAUAGCACUAUUUUCGUGUUCAUUGUUAUUGAUGAAGGGACAUAACAACUGAAAAGUUCUUUUGAUUGUCCUGCCUUUCACAACAAGCUUCAACAUCUUGCUCUAACAUUUAAUUUUCCUCCACACGGUUUGAAUAUCAUGAUUGGGUUCUUGCUGGCAGGCGUUAUGACUGUUGGUGGAGUGAGUUCUGUUUGGAGCAUAGCCGACAAAGGUGGCAGGACUUCUUUUCGAUCGUUUAGCCCUGAUCCGAGGUCAAGACACACCUGGUGGGGUGUGAUCAUAGGCGGUAUGACCAUGUGGUGAGGACAUUACAUUUAAAAAAAAAAAAUUAACAUCAUUGAAAAUGUGUUUUUUUGUGUGUUUUUUUUGCAAGUGUUAAUGUCGUAUUUUUAAUUGAUAAUUUUUAUACAUUUAUAUUUUACACAGUGGCGUAGGAAGGGGUACGGAGGGGGCUGUCCGUCGUGGGCGAUACUUUUUGGUGUCUUUAUAUGGAGGGGCAACAUUUUCGCCCAACUACAGAGGUUUUUUUCUUUCAUGGAAAGGGCGGUUAAAAUCAUUGACCCUCACCGGUCGCCACCUACCCUAGCUAAGCCACCUAUACAUACAGGGGAGGUAGUUAGGUAUCAACAUUUUUUGGUUUGGAAUCCCGCGUCAGUUGUGGCCCUUCAUUGGCCGUGCACGUGUUUUACAUUUCGAUUGUGAGGCGAGUUAAACAUGUUGCGAUUAAAAACUCAGGUAAGUUUGUGGUGAUAUCAGACGCCCAAUGGUGAGCUGUCUACCCCGCACACUGAUGAACUCGUUCCUACCUUUGAUAUAAUAUACUUUGCUUCUGGUGUGGCUCCUUCCUUUUCACCACCGGCCCUCCCCCACUCAACAAUUUUUAAAUCCAUUGUACUGAGUAAAAAAUAACAAAAAAUGUCAAGCAGCAAGGGUCAUGCGUGACGGUUGAACCAAGAUAAAAGGUUGAAUUUGUUCGGAGGCGACUAUUAUAUCAAUAGAUAAAUAGCCACGGGUCUGGUGUAGGACUGUCUGUAAGCCUUUUGUUUCAAGGCCGUCAUGUAGGGUGUAAAACUGCCUGUAAGCCUUUUGUUUAAAGGCCGGCAGGUAUGGUGUAGGACUCUCUGUAAGCCUUUUGUGUAAAGGCUGUCAGGUAGGGUGAAGGACUGUCUGUAGACCUAUUGUUUAUUUGAAAAUGAGAAGUUAACUCGUUUUAACAAUUGGACCCACCAAAACCCGGACCCAAUGUAAAAAUAAAACUCCACCCCUUUAAGCCUUAGUUUAUAAUAUUACAAUGUCAUCAACAUAUUUUACUUUGUUUUUUUUUUUAAAUAAUUUGUAUUUUUUGGAAAAUACAGUUGGGAGUAAUGACAUUUUAUAAUGCUUUACAGUACAAAUAGAUUUUCUCAUUAAUGUCACCCUUUAACAAAACAUAACAUUGAUUAUUUUCCCAGGCUUGGAAACAUAUUUAAUCAAUCAACAGUUCAAAGGAUUUAUGCCAUGAAAUCUAUCAAUGAUGCCAGAUUGUCGUUCGUUGUCAACGCUUGCAUCACACUCACCAAUAUGGUACUUCUCUUCAGUGUCGGCAUCGUCAUCUACGCUUACUUCUCCCACAUCCGAUGUGACCCCUACAACGUGCGUACACGAUAUUACAAAUGUAACAAUGUGUACAUUAGCUGUAGUAGUAUCUGGCUAAGUCGUUACACAUGUAACACAAUGUAUAUCAUCCAGUGUAAACACUUGUAACACAAUGUAUAUAAUCCAGUGUAAAAAUGUCGCUAAGUCAAUACACGUGUAACAACAUAAACAUAAGCCAAAGUGAAGGACCUGGCUAAGUCAUUACACAUUGGUCACUAUCUACACAAGCCAGUGUAACACCUGACUGAGUCAUUACAAAUGUAACAACAUGUAAAAGUUUAAAUCAUUAAUUAAUUUAUUAAAGAAUAUUGAGAACGAUUAAUUUAAAAUGUAUUUAUAUAUAUAUAUAUAUAUAUAUANAUAUAUAUAUAUAUAUAUAUAAAAGUGAAUGUUUGUUUUUGAGUUUGUUCCACAUACGCUUUUACAUGGAUUGAUGGAUUUUGACCAAACUUGGCACAUAUAUCCAUCAUGAUCCAGAGGGAACUCUUAAGGGGCCCAAAAUACUUUUUUUUUUCCCUUUAUAUGAGCUAUAUAAAAAUAAUUAGAAACAAAUACUCCUACAAGCAUGGAUGGAUCUUGACCAAACUUAUUACACAUGCACUUGAUUAUCCAUACUAAAAAUCCAAAGGUUAUUUACCUCAAAAUAUCCAUACCUCUGGGGCCGGGGGCCACGUUUCAUUUUUUCUUAUGUAAGCUUUAUAAAUAUUAAUAAGCUUAGUACUACAUGAAUGGAUGGAUCUUGACCAAACUUAGUACACAUAUACUUUUAUUAUCUAUAUUCAAAUACCGAAGGGUACUGAACAUAUAAUAUCCAUUCUUCCGGGGCCCCAAUUCAUUUUUCCUUAUUUAAGAUAUAUAAAUCUUGAUAGGCUUAUUAGUGAACACUGUAGAUUCUAUGUGAAUUGAUGGAUAUAGGCCAAGCUUUGUAUCCAUACACUUCAUCGUUCAUAUUGAAAUAUCGAUGGAUUUAAAACUAAGAAUAUCCAAUCCAUGCAGGGCUGAUCUAGAAUUUUCUAGAUCGUUCAAUAAUUUAAAAAAGUGAUUUCUUUGGCAUUUUUAAACCGAUUUUAAUGGGACAAAUUUUAAAUUUUAAUUAUCAUGUAUCUCAAAGAUUUUUAUAGGGCCGCCCCCACCCCCCCCCCCCCCCCCAACAUCUCAGACAUAGCUAAAACGUUAUUUUAUUAAAUGGGCCCCCACUGAGGCCCCUAUUUCAAUCUUAAUUUACUCUAGUUAUAGUACUACAAUUAAGUGGUAUAAUAUGUCGCAUUCAAGAAAUAAUUACGCAGAAAAGUAUUUUUUUCCCGUUUUUAAUGGAGGAUAUUAAUUUUAAUCUAUAAUGUUCCAGAAGGUUAUUUAAUGUUCUACGGGGAUAUACAAUGGGAUCUAAAAGCUUAUUUGAACAAAAUCGUACUGAGCAUGAUUCCAAAGAUUAACACUACAGGAUCCCAUCGGUUACGCGAUCCCAUCGCGAUUCCAUAAGGUAACGCGAUCAAACCGGGAUCGGGAUUCUAUCGGGAAAUGGGAGAAUAUCGGAAAAGAGGGUCCCGAGGUGGAAUGGGAUACCACAGAGAACGGUAUCCUGACGGGACCGGUAGCCCAUCGGGGUACCACUGGGAUCAAGACACCGACGGGAUGGGGAUCGGGAUCUCACCGGGAACGGAAUCACACCGGAAAAAGAAAUUGCGCCGGUAUCAGGGCCAGAAUGGGAUUUGGGUCCCAUUUGGAUUGGGGCCUUACCAUGAUCGGGGUCCUAAUGCAAUCCCGUGCAACGCCGGGUAUAUCGGCUAGUAUAUAUAUAUAUAUAUAUAUAUAUAUACCGGUACCGUAUUGAUUUGGUAAUAAAAGUAAACAACACCUUCAAUAUAUCAAAUAUACGGAAAUUACAUUACUCAAUAGGUUCUUAUAAUUUUUUUAAUCAGUUAUAUAUGGCUUUGAUAUUUAUUAGUGUUUUUUUUUUUGCUGUCAUCAACUAUUUUUUUUUUUGAAUACCAAGAAAUUUCUUUUGGGCAUUUAAACUUUGGAUAUUUAAAUUUAAACGAUUCACCUUGGUGUAUUAAUUGGUGUUUUUAUAAUUACACUUUUCAAAGCUUACAGAGGUAGCAGGCGGAGUAUGCACCGUAUAUAAUUUGAAUAUAAAUGGAGCACAUCAAAAAGUGUCCAGAUUGAGAAUAAAUGCAGAUAAAUGAAUGUUUGCUAUUGAUAUUAAAAAUAGGUAGCUUCCAUAAAUUAAAAGGUUUACUUCUGAUACUGUAAAUAAAUGGUGCAUGCUUGAUAUUACAAUCAAAUGUUUACAAUUAAUAUUAAAACUAAAUGUUUGCAAUUGGUAUUACAACUAAAUGUUUACAAUUGGUAUUGCAAUUAAAUGGCUGCGAUCGAUGUUAUAAAUUAUUGUUUGAGAUUAAUAUUGUCGAUACAUAAUAUAUUUCAGGGUGGACUCAUCACUAACAGAAACCAACUUCCACCGUACUUUGUGCUCCACACUCUGAGAGAUUUUCCUGGCAUUUCUGGAAUCUACAUGUCAACAUUGUUCAGUGCAUCCCUCAGUACCCUCUCGUCAGGUUAUUUUCUUCUUGUGUUUUUUUUCUUCUGCAUGGACUUAUCUAUCCCCGUGGCGCUACAGUCCAUGUAGAACUUUUGCGUGCCUCAUCAUUCCCUUCCACUCAGACUCAGACCAUCCAUUCACCCCUGUGACACUACAGCCCAUGUAGGGCUUUGGCCUGCCUCACCAUUCCCUUCCACUCAGACCACCCAUUCAACCCCUAUGGCGCUACAGCCGAUGUAGGGCUCUGGCCUGCCUCAUCACUUGCUUCCACUCGGAUCUGAUGCUGUUCUUUUCCGAGCUUAGAUUCCCAUGGACUUAUCCUUAUAAAUGUAUUGGCGUUUUAAAGUAAAUUAAACUAAUUAUAAUUAAUUGUGUAUGUUUCUAUCGUGCAGGCAUAAAUGCACUUGCUGCAAACACCGUCGAAGAUUUUUUGCAAAGACCUCUGAAGAAAGUCAAGGAAAGCAGAGCAACUCUUAUCACCAAACUCUUCGUGUGUUUUUACGGUGUUCUGAUCAUCGGCCUCGCCUACUUGGCCGAUCACCUUAAAGGCCCGGUUUCACAGAUGGCGUUGUCCGUCAUCGGCGCGUGUGGCGGGCCCAUUUUAGGCAUUUUCCUCCUCGGGGCGUCGGUCCCAUGCGGUAAUAAAUGCGGUGCGUUGAUCGGAAGCCUAACAGCCAUCUCGUUCAACAUCUGGAUCGUCAUGGGACAUCAGUUUUACGGCAAGAAGACGCCGCUCCUGCCCUCACCGUCCACGGAGAUGUGCUUCAACAAUGGCACGGUACUGAACGACGCUCUCUACGUCACCACGGCGGCUCUCAGAAACACGACGUCGUCUUAUUUCACACCUUUGAACGGCCGAGGCGAUGGGUACGGAUUCUUUCUCUACGACAUUUCCUAUGAGUGGUACGGACUCACCGGCUGUUUUGUCAGCUUAACUUUGGGUGCCGGCGUCAGCUAUCUUACGAAGAACUGUUGUAAAGGCACGACGAAUCCGGAACUCGUUUUCCCGUUCCUACGGAAAUUCUGGUCAUUU
Molecule: messenger RNA, 14818 nt
Organism: Lymnaea stagnalis (great pond snail)
Lineage: Eukaryota; Metazoa; Mollusca; Gastropoda; Lymnaeidae
Source: the annotation of a GenBank genome assembly